AUGGCUUUGAUGGACCAGGCACAAAAGCAACACCAUGUUCUAAUGGUUGCAUUCGCAUCUCAAGGCCACAUGAACCCCAUGCUCAGGCUAGGCAUGAAGCUAUUCUCCAAGGGCAUCAUUGUCAAGCUCGCCACAACCGAAAUAGCACGCCACCGAAUGCUAAAAUACUCCUCGGCCGCUGCAGAUUCCACCUCUGGGAUUGAGCUUCUCUACUACUCGGACGGCCUCAGCAUUGACUUCGACCGGAGGACUCACCUCGAUCGUUACAUGGAGUCCUUAGCCAAGUUUGGGCCCCCUAAUCUCUCGAACCUGAUCAAACAACAUUACGGGAACCCCGGAAGCGCCGACCUUUUGUGCAUUGUUGCAAACCCUUUCGUCCCCUGGGUCGCUGAUGUGGCGGCGGAGCACGGAGUUCCGCGUGCCUUGCUGUGGAUUCAACCUUGUGCUGCGCUCUAUGCCAUAUACUAUCGCUUUUACAACAAGCUCAACUCUUUCCAAAUCCUGACGUGCCCGGACAUGCGAUUGGAAUUACCAGGGUUGCCAUCGUUAGGCAUGCAAGAUCUUCCAUCUUUUGUGCUUCCGAACGACCCUUUCGGUAGCAUUGAGAAGCUAUUGUAUGAGGCGUUUCAGGCCCUAAGCAUGAAUAAGUUCAAGUGGGUAUUGGCGAAUUCGUUCUAUGAGCUUGAAAGAGAUGUUAUAGACUCCAUGUCCGAGCUGUAUGCGAUACGACCAGUUGGUCCACUGGUUCCACCACUGUUGCUUGGUCAAGACCGAGAAGAUGAUGUUGGUAUUGGGAUGUGGAGAUCCGACGGGAGGUGCAUCGAGUGGUUGGAUCGACAAAGACACUCCUCGGUGAUUUAUGUGUCGUUUGGUAGCAUCCUCGCCCUUCCAGCUGAGCUGAUGGAGAAUAUAGCAACAGGCUUAAAGAACGCCAAACAUCCAUUUCUAUGGGUCGUGAAGCCUCCGGAAUGGUCUUCAAAAGAUGGGGAAGGACAACUUCCACAAGGUUUUCUAGACGAAACGAAAGAGCAAGGUCUGGUAGUGCCAUGGUGUCCACAACCAAGCGUCUUAUCUCAUCCGGCCAUCGCUUGCUUUGUCACUCAUUGUGGAUGGAACUCGAUCCUUGAAACUAUAUGUUCGGGUGUGCCAUUGAUAGCCUAUCCACAGUGGACUGACCAGCCGACGAAUGCGAAGCUUAUAGAGGAUGUGUUCAAGAUAGGGGUCAGGCUAAGAUCAGAUCGAAAACUGGGUAAAUGUAUUGAAGACAUCCUCGCUAGCCCUCAGUCUGAAGAAUUUAGGAACAACGCGGCAGCGUUAAAAGAGGUUGCUCGAAAAGUGGUGGGCCAUGGUGGCUCGUCGGACCGGAAUGUACAGUUGUUUGUGGAUGAGCUGAUUCAAAAUGCCUCAGUGUGA
This is a messenger RNA of Eucalyptus grandis, 1413 nucleotides long. RefSeq names its product UDP-glycosyltransferase 84B2-like. Lineage: Eukaryota; Viridiplantae; Streptophyta; Magnoliopsida; Myrtales; Myrtaceae. The transcript is spliced from 3 exons. Gene Ontology annotation, molecular function: UDP-glycosyltransferase activity. The record is from RefSeq and is a predicted model, not a curated record. Bases 1 to 1413 code for a protein of 470 amino acids.